This is a messenger RNA of Eruca vesicaria subsp. sativa (arugula), 1765 nucleotides long. The record is from the annotation of a GenBank genome assembly. Lineage: Eukaryota; Viridiplantae; Streptophyta; Magnoliopsida; Brassicales; Brassicaceae.
AUGUCGAUUGUUGUGGAUUUCAAUAGAUUAUCAAAUACGUCAGCUCAAGUUGAAAAUAUGAAUGGGAGGUCUAGUACUAGCACUCAAGAUGAAAAUAUCUAUGAUAAAUUGAAGGUGGCGGCUCAAGAUGGGGAUAUUGAAAGACUAUACGAGUUGAUUGCCGAAGAUCCGAACGUUCUAGGUCACUUUGAUAAAGUGUCAUUUUGUGAGACCCCACUACACAUUGCAGUUGAAGCAGGGCAAACUCAUUUUGCCAUGGAACUAAUGACCCUGAAGCCGUCACUUGCUUCAAAGCUUAACGUGUCAGGUUUCAGUGCGAUGCAUUUAGCUCUGCAAAACAACUACAGCCGAAUGGUGAGAGGGUUUGUAGCAAUUGACAACAGCUUAGUCAGCAUCAAGGGAAGAGGAAGGGUUACUCCUUUGCAUCACGUGGCUCGGAUAGGUGAUGUAGAGUUGUUGAGUGAGUUCUUGUUUGCUUGUCCUUCUUCAAUAGAAGAUUUGACGAUUAAGUGUGAAACAGCUGUGCACGUUUCCGUGAAGAACCACCAGUUGUUGGCGUUUAAGGUUCUGUUCGGAUGGCUUAAGAGAGUAAACAAAGAGGAAAUCUUGGACUGGAAAGAUGAAGAUGGUAACACAGUCUUCCAUAUUGCUGCAUUAAUAAAUCAAAAUGAGAUAAUGAAGUUGCUGCAUAAAACCGUUAAGGUAAACGCCAAGAACUUCUAUGGCAAAACCGCGUGGGACAUACUCCAAACUCACCAAUCUCCUUGUUUCCCUGAAGCAAGAAGACUUCUUCACAAUGUGAAAGAAAGACUACUUUGUGGUUCCACUACGACUCUUGCCAGAUAUUUGAGCAAAAAUCUAUCGUCUAUUGAGAAACGGAACAAAUUCUUGGGGCUGGGCAACUUGAACUCAAAUCGAGAGAGGUCUCUAAAUACUAGCAAACGCAACGAUGCGAUACUCGUUGUUGCUAUACUAAUAGUAACAGCUACUUACCAGGCCGGAUUCAGUCCUCCAGGAGGAUUUUGGCAGGAAAGUUCCUCAAAUCCUCACGAUAUUCACUCUGCUGGGCAGAUGACUAUGCCUUCUAAUAUUGCCGUAUUUUUCACUGUCUUCAACGGGUUUGCGUUCUUAUCAUCUCUAUAUGUGAUUAUUGUCCUCAUAAUUGGACUCCCCAUGUGGAAGUUAAUUUAUGGUUCAGUUGCGGCUAUAAGUAUAGCUAUGGUAGCAUCAUACGUUACUAUAUUCCCGGAUCCAGGUGGCCGUAUAUCAACGGUCGUCUUCGGCUAUGUCUUGGCAUUCCCAUUGACGAUAGGAACCAUGCUGUUGGCUACUCUCAUGGCAUUCACUGUUGAUAAACAUUGCAGGCACCGAGUGGACUUCCCCGCGAGCUGUUUCCGCUCAUAUGAUGCAACACAUCUUCGCUUUUUCUUGUUAUUUAUUUCGCUUCUUUUUUUCCUUGGUGUUUUCACUUUUGUUCAUAUUAGUUAAAGCAUUCCUUCGUUAAGGGGAGGGAGGGACGGUUGUUUUAGCCUUUAGGUACCGAGUGAAUUUAAAACUCUGUGCUCUUCUUUGAUUAAUCGGCGUUUACAUGGUAUCAAAGUAUUUAUUCUGUCUUCAGUUAUUCUUAGAACCAACGACUAUUACGUUUACGAUGGCCAUCAUCUCAGUGAGCUAUCGCUAUGAGCCGUGAAGCCUUCAAAAUUGUUACUAUGGUUCUAAAGGCAUACUUUCUUUACUAUCCGUGGCUUUGUCAACCUGCGUUUGA